CUUAUGCCAAUCUAGUCACUAAAUUUGAAAUUUUUAAUUUUAGAUACAAAAGUUUUGCAGUAUUAUUUCAAUCUGGGAUUGCAGUGCUAUCACCACAACUACUGGCACUCCAUGGUCUAUGUGCCACAGAUGCAGCAGCAGUUUCAUGUAGAAAAUUAUCCGGUCUAUACUGAGCCACCUCCUCUGGUAGAUCAAACUGUUCCUUACUUGUAUAGUGAGGUGGGGAGAGCAGAUGGCACACAGGUGGAAGCAUCAGCAAAUGGCACUUUUCCAAAUGCUGACCCUACAUCUGUCCCUCAUGGAGCAGUCUACUAUCCAGUAAUGUCAGAUCCCUAUGGGCAGCCACCUUUGCCAAGUUUUGAUUCCUGUAUUCCUGUGGUGCCAGAUUAUCCCUGUGUUGCCCCCUGGCAUCCAGUUGGUGCAGCAUAUGGUGGUUCUUCUCAGAUUCAUGGUGUUACAAAUCCUGGGCCAAUUGGCUUUAUUGCUUCGCCUUCCUCAGCUUCUCAUUAUGUACCUCAGAAUAUGUAAGAUUCAACAGUAUAAAGUAUUCUUCACUGCCAUUUUCUUGCUGUUUUGGUUUUUAAAAAGUAUUUUAUGUUAGUGUUUAAGUGACUUAGGUGGUUAGAGUGAUUAUAUUGUAUCUGUCUUUAAGAUUAUUUUACCUUUUGAUUUAAAAUAAUGCUUUAAAAUAAAUAAAUAUUUUGGGUUGUGAAUACGGAAAUUGAGAUGGAUGUACACCUAGCUACCUGUUGAGCAUAGUUCAUUGUACUCAGCUGUUUUUCUGUCAGCCAACUUGUCAACUUUGUAUUAGCUGGUGGUACCAAUUGAUAAAAGGAAUAAAUCAUACAAACUGUUUCCUUGGUUUAGAAAUCACACAUUAAACCAUGCAGAAUUGGAAUAACUUCUACUUUUUUCUAGAAUAUAAAACCUAAGCUCCUUUGCUUCUGGAUAAUUCAUUUAGUACUAAAUGAGAGGGUUCUUCAAGUUUCUUAAGAAUUGUUUGAACUGAGUUGUGUUCUGUGAUAUUAAUCAGUUUUGAAAGCACAUGGUGCUCUGCUUUAGAUUUAUCACAUAUGCUGUUGUUUAAUAUUGGAUCUAUGUGUUUUACUGCACAGUACUGAGUUGGUGUCUUUUGCACAAUUAGCGGUAAAUAAAAACUAGCAUUUAAAAUUGCCAAAA
Molecule: messenger RNA, 1179 nt
Organism: Carlito syrichta (Philippine tarsier)
Lineage: Eukaryota; Metazoa; Chordata; Mammalia; Primates; Tarsiidae
Product: putative bifunctional UDP-N-acetylglucosamine transferase and deubiquitinase ALG13
Exons: 3
Coding region: 112-528 (138 amino acids)
Source: RefSeq, a predicted model, not a curated record